This is a messenger RNA of Megalobrama amblycephala (Wuchang bream), 1910 nucleotides long. RefSeq names its product GTPase IMAP family member 9-like. The transcript has 2 exons. The coding region runs from base 134 to 1282 and encodes 382 amino acids. Lineage: Eukaryota; Metazoa; Chordata; Actinopteri; Cypriniformes; Xenocyprididae. The record is from RefSeq and is a predicted model, not a curated record. Gene Ontology annotation, molecular function: GTP binding.
GCAGAUUCGGCAUUAUGACAUUAUGACUGGUUAGAUUGCCUGCCAAUCAAACUCCUGGCAAAGGGUCAUUUGGGUCAGAAUCAUGAAUAACCUCUGUAUUAUUUUUAUUGCAGAGACUCACAUCAAUUAGGUAAUGGGAGCGAGCGUGUCUUCAACAGACAAAAAUAUCGUCCUUCUUGGGAAAACUGGACAUGGAAAAAGCAGUGCUGGAAAUACAAUCCUCAGAAAAAACAGUUUCACACCUGACGCUUCACCUAAUUCCAUAACAGUUACAUCUGUAAGAGGAGAGAGAAAUGUUUAUGGGCAAAAGAUCACCGUUAUCGACACACCUGGAGUCUUUGACACAGAUCGUGAUGAUGAGACCAUCAAAUCUGAGAUCAUUAGGUCCAUUAUUAAUUGCACUGCAGGUAUUGAUGCCUUUGUCAUUGUUCUAAAAGUUAAAAGGUACACAAGACAAGAAAUGGAGAUUGUGGAUAGAAUUGUUGAAUAUUGGGGAGAGGAUACUUUUAGACAUGCAGUGGUUUUAUUCACUCAUGGUGAAGAACUAGAGGGUCAAACCAUCGAAGAAUUUAUCCAGAGAAAUCCAAACCUGCAGGAGCUUGUUAAUAGAUGUGGAGGUCGCUGUCAUGUCAUUGACAAUAAAUACUGGAGAAAAUGUCUCCAUUGCCCCUGUAGUUGUGGGUACAAAAGCAACUGGGUUCAGGUGAAAAAUCUGCUGGAUACCAUAAACAGGAUGGUGCAAAGGAACGGCCGUCGCUACACCAAUGAGUUGCUUCAAAGUGUGGAGAGGAUGAUUCAAGUGGAGAUGAUGAAUACAAAUGAAGACAAUGUGUCUCCAAACCAGCAGCGAGAAAGAGCGGAAAGGACUGUUCAUGAUAAUCUUCUGAUGAAAUUUGCAGGUGCAUCAGCAGGGGCUCUAACUGGUGCUUUUUUAAUGGGCAUUGGCUUUUGUGUUGCAAUAGUGGGGACCUGCCUUACAGAAGUAACAAGAGCAGCAGGGUCAGGUAUUGCAGCAGCUACGCUAAAUGCAGGGGUCACAGGAGGAACUGCAGCAGGUGCAGGGGUUAGUACAUAUGCUGCCGGUGUUACUCUUUCAGUUGCAACUCUUUCAGGAUUCAUUGCAGGAGGAGCUACAGGAUGGGAUGCAGCAACAGAAGCUGAUUCAGUGUCUGAUGCAAUAUUGAUGGGAGCAGCAGCCACCUAUGAGAACGGAAUAGUUGUAGUUGAGAGGGCACAAGAAUAUAUGUCCCUUAUAUUUAACCCCCGUAACAUAGCCUACUGAACAUUAUUGUGAGGUGAAAAAGCAUAAUGUAUCCUUAGUAUCUAGGGCCCUUUGGGCAUGAGUGAUUUAGCGAAUCCUAGUGGCCAGGAAAUGAACUGAGUGGACUUUUUUCAAAAUUAUUCCUGUAAUAGAUAAUCUCAUCCAGUGGUUUGUGUUAGUGUUUCAAAAUGAGGAGUGUGUUUGGUUUAUUUACUCCAGUGUAAAAACAUGUUUAAGCUUAAUGUCAAAUCAUUUAUCUUACACUGUCAACAAGCUGUCACGAUCGAUAGUGUGAGUGCCCUAUCUGCCACUUGAGGGCACUCCAUCCUGGACUCUUUCACCCAUUGACUACACUACCCAUAACGCACUGCCGGACUCAUUAUCCCAUUAUCACUUCAUUACCACCAGCUGUCAUGUAUCAUUUAAUCAGUGUCUGUCUAUUUAUACCCUGUCUGUUUCUGUUCACUUCCUGGAGUUUUCAGUUCACUUUCCCAGUCUGUGUUGUUUCCUGUUCCCGUGUUUUGUUUUUGUUAUUUUUUUAUGGACUGAUACCUGGUUUUUGACUCAUGCUUGUUGUGGACUACGAUUUUGGAUUUCCCUAAUAAAUUACCUGCAAUUGGAUCUGUCUCUCGUCUUCGUGUGUGAGUCC